This is a messenger RNA of Branchiostoma belcheri (Belcher's lancelet), 2903 nucleotides long. RefSeq names its product male-specific lethal 3 homolog. The transcript is spliced from 11 exons. NCBI's taxonomy places the organism in Eukaryota, Metazoa, Chordata, Leptocardii, Amphioxiformes, Branchiostomatidae. Bases 233 to 1927 code for a protein of 564 amino acids. Gene Ontology annotation, biological process: regulation of DNA-templated transcription; chromatin organization. The record is from RefSeq and is a predicted model, not a curated record. Gene Ontology annotation, cellular component: nucleus; NuA4 histone acetyltransferase complex; MSL complex.
CUUCAUGGUAUGUGAAAAAUACCUUUUGAUGUUUUGUAAAGAUUACAAAAGUCAGUUAAAGUGAUAAUGACCUUCAAAGUGAAUACCAAUUUUGGUGCGAAUGGUUUCCUGGAAUACGCGGCUAUCUUUACUGACAGCCCACUCAAACUUCAAAGAGUGAGUGUAUCGCAGCUGUUUCUCUCUGCACAAAUAAAGAAUCGCGUUCCUGAACGCAAAACAUCAACAGAGAGCCAUGUCAGGCGCCCGUGGCGGCGUUAUAUUUAAUUACAGGGUCGGCGAGAGGAUUCUGUGUUUUGAGCCCGAUCCUACGAAAGCCAGAGUUCUUUACGAUGCGAAGAUCAUCGAGGCUGAUAUAACCCGAGAUGAGAAAAAUCGGAAGGUGCCUGAAUACCUCAUCCACUUCAAGGGCUGGAACAGCAGCUGGGACCGCUGGGCCACAGAAGACCAUGUGGUGAAGGACACUGAAGAGAACAGAAUCCUACAGAAGCAACUCGCCAAGGAGGCUCUGGCAAAAAUAAAGAAGGCAAAAAGAGCGAAGCAGGGUAAACGCUGCCGUCUGCCAGGUGUGGAGACAGAAGUCUUACGAGAAAUCGAACAGGAAGAAGAGCAGAGGAGGAGGGAGAACAUCCGCCAAGCCAAGAGGAGAUCGGCUGGAUCCUCCCAAGUUGUUCCAGACAACACCAGUACAACAUCAGAGUCCUUCACAACUGCAUCGGAGAAAGAUCUAUCUGAUGUGGAAGGGCCCAGCACGGCGGAUUCUGAGGAAGAACCUACUGAGAUUCCAGUGGACAUUCCGGCUGUUCUGAAGGACAGGCUGGAGGAAGAUCACAUCAUGAUAUGCAAGAGGGGAAAGUUGGUCCAGUUGCCAUGCCAACCCAACGUGAUCACGAUCCUGGAGAACUAUCUCCGGUUCUUUGCGGCGAAGGGAACGUCCGUGUCAGACAGACUACAUCACCAACUGUCCCGAGCCGCCCAACCGUUUGUCGCCAAGUUCCCCACCCCCACCAACGUCCACUCUACCAGGGCUCCACCUCCGGAACGGAAUGUGGACCUGGUGAAGGAAAUUGUGGAUGGCGUGCGCAUCAUGUUUGACUUCAUCCUGCCCCUCACACUGAUGUACCAGGAGGAGGAGGUUCAACACACACAGAUGGCCACUCGUACCUUCAUCCCCCUCACACCAUCAGCAGUACAGACAGAAGCAGACCACGCUGCUACCCCCCCUCCCCCCAAAAUACGAGUGACUCGCUCGGCCAGUCAAUCCCCCAUCUGUCAGGAGGCCCACAGGUCCCCUGCAGGACACGACACUUACCCGCUCAGAGAUUCCACUGUGAAGGUCAGUCAAGGUCAGACAACGCCCUCCAAACCAGACGGUCUGAGACGUUCACGUCGCUUUUCAACGGACCAGGAGCCCGCCUUGUCUCUCCCGCCCACCCAACGUAAACGUCGCCAUUCCAGCAUCAGCCACGCCCAACCGCCGGCGACCGCCAGACAGGCGGAGACUCGGACUCCGUCCCCCCCGCCCCUCAUCCCCGCCCCUCCCCCUCCCCCUGGGGAGACUGCACCAGCAGUGGACAUGUCAGACAAACUCUCCAGUGUAGACACGGCGGCAGCAGAGGCUAAAGUAGAACACAAGGCUUUGCUGGAUGAAGCGAUGUGUAAGCUUCUACCAGAUGAUUUCAAUCAGGAUGGACAGAAUCCCCCCUCUCUAGUGUACGGAGCACAGCAUCUGCUUAGGUUGUUCGUGAAACUUCCCGAGUUACUUGGCAAGAUGCACCUUCCUGAAGUCAAGUCUAAGAUAUUGUGUUACCAUUUGCAACUUUUCCUGAAAUACUUGGCAGACCGCAGGGAUGAACUCUUGCCAACAACAGCCUAUGUGAGUGCAGCUGAAGUAUUGGGCAACCUGAGGCAACCUAAAGUUAUCAGAUGACUCCUGUGUCAUUCCAGCAGUGUAAACUGAACCUAUUCUACAUGCAGCUGAGUGAGGCCUAGGAAAAAAUGUUUUGUUUUUCCUGUUUCAUGACAGACCCUGUGUUAUUAGUAUGUCGGCAGAACGUACUGCACCUGCGCGAAACCUGUAAUGUAUCGUGUAUAGCACUUCGGCAGAACGUCUCAUAUAAGGCUGUAUUCGCGCACAUACUGGUACGGUUAUCAUCCCGUCUGUAGUGUACAAAUGUUGCGUCGGAAAAGAUAUCGUCUGUAACAGGCAAAAUUCUACAUUAACAAUUGGCAAUACAAAUACAUGUACAUGUAUCUCUACACCACUACAUAGCUAUGUAUGAGAAUUAGACAGUUCAUUUUUCUUCAUACUUUAUUUCAAGAACAAAAUCUUGACACACACAAAAGAGAUGAAUUGUUAGUACCCACCAAAGGGACCAAUUUUGCAUGUACAUUUGUAGAUGUGGGGUAUAUACAUUCAAUUCAUUCAAAGCAACCUUGUCAAUGGAACAUGCAAAAAACACAUGACUUAUGUACAAGUAUCCCUCUGUACUUACAGUGAGUCUUUGAAAUAGGUCUUGUAUUCUAACAGCUUCAGAGAUAAGUGCUUUUAACAGUCUUUAUUACAUGUACAACAUCAUUUUAUAUGGCAUAGGCAAGCUGCUUUUUAGUUGCCGUGAUUCAUAUGAAAGGCCUUUUUUUAUCCCUGUAAUUUGUAGUGAGAUAGCCAUAUUUUUUGUGAUUGACGUAAUUCGUAGGUGGUCCUACUGAAUUUAGCAUAAAGAGUUGUUGCCCCUACCUUCAUGCAGACCCUCUUUCACCAAUUUAUGUCCCUAUUUACAAUGAGAAAAUGCAGUCUGAUCUAUUCACAUGAACGCUUUUGAGAUAGAUUGUUUCAUAGCCUUUACAUUGUACAUCUUUUCCUAAGGACCAAAUGAAAGUAACUUCAAAGCAGAAAAAAAUAUUCU